AGGACACUUACCUGCAGUUUUAUUAACGUCAUCCUUGAGGUCAACAUUAUGGCCUGGCGAAACCAAGGAAUCACAGGCUCCAACAACAUCCCUCUGGGCCGCCGUCGCCUCGCCGGCGACGAACCCCAUGAAGAUGAAAGCCGCACUGCGACUCCCUCAUCGGACAACGGGUUCAAGCGCGGCCGGAGCCCCAUCCGAGCGGAACCCGCGAGUGAUGGCGUCAAGCGCCGCAAGAAGCGCAACCGUUGGGGUGAUGCCCAGGAGAACAAGGCUGCUGGUCUGAUGGGCUUGCCUACCAUGAUCAUGGCCAACUUCACUAGCGAGCAGCUCGAGGCGUAUACUCUUCACUUGCGUAUUGAGGAGAUUAGCCAGAAGCUUCGCAUCAACGAUGUGGUUCCUGCGGAUGGAGACAGAUCGCCCUCUCCCCCCCCGCAGUACGACAACUUUGGUAGACGUGUAAAUACUAGGGAAUAUCGUUAUCGGAAGCGUCUCGAAGACGAGCGCCACAAGCUGGUCGAAAAGGCGAUGAAGACCAUUCCUAACUACCACCCGCCUUCUGACUACAGACGUCCCACCAAGACCCAGGAGAAGGUCUAUGUUCCAGUGAAUGACUAUCCAGAGAUUAACUUCAUUGGCUUACUCAUAGGACCCCGUGGUAACACCCUCAAGAAGAUGGAGACCGAGUCGGGGGCCAAGAUUGCCAUCCGUGGAAAGGGCUCCGUCAAGGAAGGAAAGGGUCGAUCUGACGCCGCUCACGCUAGUAACCAGGAAGAAGAUCUCCACUGUCUGAUCAUGGCAGACACGGAAGAAAAGGUUAACAAGGCUAAGAAGUUGGUGCACAACGUUAUUGAGACUGCCGCUUCUAUCCCCGAAGGCCAGAACGAGCUCAAGAGGAACCAACUCCGUGAGCUGGCUGCCCUGAACGGUACUCUCCGUGACGAUGAGAACCAGGCUUGCCAGAACUGCGGCCAAAUCGGUCAUCGCAAGUAUGACUGCCCUGAGCAGCGCAACUUCACCGCCAACAUCAUCUGUCGUGUCUGUGGCAACGCCGGGCACAUGGCUCGCGAUUGUCCCGAUCGCCAGAGAGGCUCCGAUUGGCGCAACGGCGGUGGCGAUGGUGGCCGCAGGGCUAUUGGCAGCGGCGAUGCCGUCGACCGGGAAAUGGAGCAACUCAUGCAAGAACUGUCUGGUGGUGCCCCCGGCGAAGACGGCCAGCCCAUGCGCCGCAUCGAAGCCGGUCCCGAAGGCGAGUACGACGACCGCGACGCGAAGCCCUGGCAGCGUGGCCCGCCGGCCAGCGACGUGGCUCCCUGGCAGCAGCGCCGCGACACCCGCCGCGACGACUACGGCUCCCGCGAUCAGGGCGGCGCCGCUCCUUGGGCUGCUCAGAGCCGCGGUGGCGAUCAUGGCUACGGUGGAUACGGUGGCUACGGCGGUGCUCCGGGCGCUGCUCCGGGCGCUGCCCCGUGGCAGCAGCAGGCGGCCCCUCCGCCGCCGGGUGGACCGGCUGCGUACGGAUACGGUGCUUACCCCGGAUAUCCCUCAAUGGCAGCGAUGGGUGCUCCCCCGGGCGCUCCCCCCGGCCCUCCCCCUGGUGCGCCUCCGGGCCUAAGCGGAGUGCCUCCGCCGCCGCCGCCGCCGCCGGGCAUGCCGUCCAUGUACUAUGGCUCAGGCAGUCCUCCGCCGCCACCUCCCGGCGAUGGUCCUCCCCCUCCGCCGCCCAGCGACAACCCCCCGCCGCCUCCUCCCCCUGCUUGAACAGCCAAUCGCUAGGAUUUGGUUGUCUUUUUUCUUUUUAUAUUUGCUACUUACUACUACUCGCAAUAUGGUCUGUGGUAUCUCAGGACCGAAAGAGACGAAAAAGGGGAAGAAGCGCAGGGUUGAUAAUUGUUUACGGGAUCGUUUUGAAUCUCGAUAGCCCAUGAAUUGUAAUUUUUGUAUCCAAAUUGAGGCUUUCUGGCCUGGUUAGUGUGUUGAUUAAUAG
Aspergillus candidus is the source of this 1984-nucleotide messenger RNA. It is a transcript of the gene bbp, whose product is annotated as putative zinc knuckle transcription factor/splicing factor MSL5/ZFM1. Gene Ontology annotation, cellular component: nucleus. Gene Ontology annotation, molecular function: mRNA binding; zinc ion binding. The record is from RefSeq and is a predicted model, not a curated record. NCBI's taxonomy places the organism in Eukaryota, Fungi, Ascomycota, Eurotiomycetes, Eurotiales, Aspergillaceae. The transcript has 7 exons. Bases 49 to 1758 code for a protein of 569 amino acids. Gene Ontology annotation, biological process: regulation of mRNA splicing, via spliceosome.